CUAGAAACAAAUUCCAAGAUAAGUAAUCUCUGCAUUUUAAUGCAGAUUUGCUAUCUGUACCCGAAUCAUAUAGAUUCGAAUAUUGAUAAUUUGCAAGAAAGAAAUAGCAGAAACAAUCAGAACUGUAACUUUUGCUGAUUUGGCGAUCAGACUUAUCAAUAAUGGCAGACCAAAGGUACAAACCAAAUCCACAACAACAAAACAAGAUGGCAAUGUCGGAGAACAAUAAACACCGAGUGAAUUAUUUUAGAUUUCUCACCGAAAAAUCCAAAUUUAGGCGGCCAGACGCAAUAGAAGAAUACAAACAUAUGCAGGAUGGUGGUGAUGGAAACCAACUGCCAGCAGUUUCGAUGGUUCAAGGAAUACCAGCGACUGUCAAUCUCCCAAUCUCACAUGCCAGUUUCACACUUCAGGAUGGAACACCUAUAUACUUGGACCAGUCUCAGAUGGCAGUUGCACAGACAGAAACUAGCUCAUAUGGCUAUCCACCAAUGGUGAAGUUCCUAGAAGAGCUCCAGAUGACAUACCACCAGCCUCCUCAGGCAGCCAAGGGCAAAGAGGGAAACAAUUUACAGAUUGCCAUGACAACAGGCAGUCAGGCGGGGCUUGGGAAGGCAUUUGAGAUGUUGCUGAAGCCUGGGGAUUUUGUCCUUGUUGAAAGACCCACAAAUCAUAGAGCACUCACAGCUCUGCGAGCCUUAAAUGCUAGGAUCAUAGAAGUUGAGACUGACAAAUUUGGAAUCAUUCCCGAGUCUUUGAUGUACCAGAUGGGCCGUUGGCACCCAGCUGCAGCGCAUAGUCAGCAUUCUGAUGUUGCGAGGGUGUUGUAUACAAUGCCUACUGCGGCGGACCCUACUGGAGCCACCAUUACUGAGCAACGCAAGCUGGAGAUUUAUGAGAUAUGUCGGAAGUACAAUAUGUUGAUACUGGAGGAUGAUCCCAAUUAUUUCCUACAAUUUUCCUCUGUGCUGACCCCCAGCUAUCUCUCACUUGAUGUGGAUGGAAGAGUUCUCAGAUUUGACUCUUUUGAAAACACAAUGGGACCAGGCUACAGACUUGGUUGGGUAACAGGUCAUACUACACUAGUGGACAAGAUUGUUCAUCAUAUACAGGCUGCAGAGCAGUCCCCAAGUGCAAUAUCACAGUUGGUGCUGUAUCAGAUCCUCAACACUUGGGGUGUCUCUGGAUAUAAAGCCCAUACAGAGAGGGUUGCUGAACUACAUAAGCAGAAGAGAGACUGUAUGCUGCUAGCAGCUGAUAAGUAUCUUAGAGGUAUGGCUGAAUGGUCAGAGCCCUCUGGUGGCAUGUAUCUAUGGAUACGCAUCAACAACAUCAAGGAUUCAAGAGAGACCAUCAAAGAUAAAGGUUUAAAAAAUAAUGUGCUAGUUGUGCCAGGUAGUGUUUUCUUGGCAUUCUCUGAUGAGCAAUGUGCCUUUGUUAGAGCCAGCUUUAGCAACCUCACUCCACAGGAAAUAGACCAGGGAAUCAUGUUCCUGUCCAAUCUCAUCAAACAGGAAACAGGAUAUGGAUUAUCAAACAACCAAGUGAACAACUUCAUGGGACGAGCAAUGAAAAUGGAAAAAUUUUGAUCUCUAAACUGAAAAAUUGUGGGCAAAAUAUGGAACAGGUAUUUAAGGUUGUGUGUCAAUGUGAAACUGGGAUUAAAGGUUGUGUGUCAUUAUGAAACUGGGAUUAAAGGUUGACUCUCAUUAUGGAACCAGCAUUAAAGGUUGGUAAAAAAUUAAUGAAAUUGACACACGUCAGUGAGUGAUCUGACAAAAAUGGGAGCAACUGAGUGACACACUCUGCUGAAAAACUUUGGACCCUCUCCAUAUGAAAUGUUGAGAUAUUUUGAUAAAAAAGGUAGCAUUAGGAUUUGGCACCCUGUCGAGAAAAAACUGGUGAAAAUUUCAUGGUUGACAAAUGUAAACAAAUUUCAUCGAGACAUGUUCUGAAACACAAAAAGUGUGGAAUCGAAAAUGAAUAAAGAAAAAAGGCAUGUAGUUGGCUAGAUCUAAAUUGUAUUUUACAAAAUUAAGCCAAUCAGGCAGUUAAUUUAAAUAUUGCAAGAUACAUUUUUCACUGUAUGGGAAUUUUUGCAAUACAUAGAGUUAUGUAUAUACUAUUUACACACAUUACUGCAUUUUGGAUGUUUUUAUACAUAGGUAUAAUAUUUUCAUGGAGGCUGUAGCCUUUUUUGUGAAUGAAUUUAAAUUGUUAAAUAGUGCUGAGCCUUGUUAUGGAACUAAAGUGAAAGCCUCGGGCAACUCAUGUGACUAACAUUAUGGUUGAGUCUAAUUAUGAAACUAGAACAAAAUGUUUUUUCUUGAUAUAUUUGUAAAUAAAGGUAGUAUCAGAUCUAGCAAGCAACC
Molecule: messenger RNA, 2372 nt
Organism: Owenia fusiformis
Lineage: Eukaryota; Metazoa; Annelida; Polychaeta; Sabellida; Oweniidae
Source: the annotation of a GenBank genome assembly